Dermacentor silvarum is the source of this 9122-nucleotide messenger RNA. RefSeq lists its product as uncharacterized. The coding region runs from base 6251 to 6826 and encodes 191 amino acids. The transcript has 5 exons. The record is from RefSeq and is a predicted model, not a curated record. Lineage: Eukaryota; Metazoa; Arthropoda; Arachnida; Ixodida; Ixodidae.
ACAUUGCCCAUUGCCGACCUGGAGACGAAUUAGCACCAAUAGAUAAAAUUGUCACCGUGUGCUGCGCCCUUUCGAAUCUUUGUCUAUCUAUUGUUGCAGAACUAAGGGACACUAAUGAGAGUCCUUAAAUGUUUUUACCGCAGUGCAUGCUAUCACAGCCUAAGUGUUUCGUAUCGUACACUAGCGAGAAGAUUGGCCCUGCUGUUGCCGGGAAUUGAGUAACUGCAGCUCAACCACCAUGAGAAUCAUGGGUAGCAGAUAAGCUUGCUGUUCCUCUGGCUGUAAAUGUUGCUGUGGCUUUGCAAAUUGGUUCUUAGAAGGCAAAUAUGUGUUUGUAUUCGUUACAGUAAGCAAGAAUAUGUCAACAACAAAUCGAAGCAUCAUACCAAAAAGAAAACUGGAAACAAAAAAUUUUUUAAAUAUUUUGCAGGGUAAGAGUUGUCAUCACUGCAUUUUUUUAGAACAUUUGGCACUUCUGUAUUGACUACCUUGUGUGAAGGCUGCUUCAUUCCUCUUUGUUUUGUAAUUUUUGUCAUACACUGUGCCACAGCUCCAUAUAUUGUUAGGCUUCUGUAGCCUUGUAUGCCAUGACAUCUGUGUCUUGCUUUUUGCUAGAGGUUGCAGUGGAACAAGUACAACAAAUACCAUUGCUUAAGCAUACCCCUUCGUGUGUAAUAAAUUGGGCAAGUCUAGAUUUCCUUUUGGUUUUAAUGUUGCUGCUUAUAACUGACUUAUGCUAUGACUGAAUAGUAUAGCACACCAGGCAAAGUUGCAAGAACAUUGUCUCAAGGUGCAUGCAUGGAUGCAUGCAUAUUUUUUUUUGUCAGUGGUGAGGCCAAGCUUAGGCCAAGGUGACCAAGUAAAUUAAGCAAACAUAUGCUGUUUGAAGAGAAACUCCUCCCUUUGUCAAACUUCGAGCUGCUGUUUCUCCCCUUUCUUCCCUUUCUCUAGUGCGACAUGUUUUAUUGCUUUGCAGUAAACAUUUCUGUCCUAGUAUGUUUUCUAGUACAUCAUGAACUCUCUUUUCAUCCAGAUUAUAUUAGUGUUGUUCCUUCAAGCACUGUUUAGCAUCAUUCUGCUUUUUUCUGUAGUGUCAUGUUUUCCACAGUGAUAGUUAUGACACACCCGUUAUUCUCCUUCUUUGUCGCACUGCGGGCAAUACCAUUUUUUGGUCUUUGGCACUCGAGAAAGUCGAACACAUGUAAAAUGAAACCACUUGAGCGUAAAUUGCGCAUUGUCGCAUGCAAUCAUCUUUCCUACUUCUGGCCCAUUGCAGAAGCAGUACAUUUCCUGUGAACUGCUCUUGCGGUAGAAAGCAUAUUCUUGCAGAACUCCGUGUCCCGCCUUAUUCGUUCAAUGUGGAGCAGAUGUGGUGCCCAAAUAACGAAAUCACAGUAGUCUACAUCACACACAGCCAUUUGGGCCUGCACUUGAUAAUAGUAUGCAUGGCAGGUUUGUAAUUGCAUGACACCGUUGACUUCAACUAGGCAGAUUUGGCAGAACUGAAGUUAGUGUCACGAAGUACAAACGGACACUUGAAUUCUGCAACUCCUUUGCCGCAACAGAUGCAUGACGCAAGAGCGUCUGGCGUUGCUCCAGCAAAUGGAUGCGUCGUGCUCAGAUGAAGCCCAGACCUGCAACACAUGAAUUGUUCAUGCUUUGAUCUUUCACGAGCUUCAUAGGCCUUGAGAGCAUCUUGCUCGUGAUUGAUCCCCCACAUCACAGCUGAUGUUUUGAGGCUUUUUUUCCCGGGUUACAGAUCUCUUUAAGCAAUGAGACGCUGGGUCUCUCUGUACUUGUUUGACAUACCCUUUUCAUAAAAGAGGCCGUUACUUUUGCGGCUCUGUACAAAAACCACUGCUGAGAGUGGUUCUGCUGUCUUCUGGAUGCUUCUACACGUUUCACGGUGUCGUCACUCAUAAGAUAUGCUGAAACAAAGUUCUCCGACAUCUGUACAAGUGCCUCUUAGGUGCAGGCUGCAUUGUCUUCAGAAUAUAAACAUCUCAAAUCUACUUUGUGCUUUGGCUCUGGGUUUUUGAAGGCCUCACAGUAUCCGGGUAGUACUGAAAAUAUUACAUGCACUGUUCUUGCUUCCUUGAUACCCAUAUACAAUUUGCGCAGCUCUUUUGGUGAAGGAGGUGGAAUUUUAUUUCUUUAUUUGAAAAUACUGCAGGCCAACUUGGCCCAAGCAGGAGGGGCAGAUACAUGAUAAUAAAAACAAUGAUAAAAUGAUACAUACAAUGGUACAAUAUUCAAGUAAUAGAUAACAAUAUGCUAUAAAUACAAAGCAUCAAGGACCGAAAUAAGCUACAAUGAAUACAUAUUAAGUAAUAACGCAUUAUCACGUAGUUAAUCGAACCCAACAUCAGCAGGAAAAAAACCUCACAACUAACAUAAAAUGUGCUCCUCCAGAGACUGAACGAAAUUUGGCGACAUUAUUACUGAUUCUGGAAGUAUAUUCCAGUCCUGUAUAGUUCUCGGAAAAUAACUGUUUUGGAAUGCUUUAGUUCUGGCAAAAAUUGGUUGUAAAAAUGAACUCUAGUGUGUUUUGUUUGACUUGUUGUUACAGGGCAAAGGUAUGGAAGAUCAGUUAACUUCGUGUAACCAGUCAUUAUAUCAUGAAGAAAUUUUAUGCGAUGGAAUUUCUUAGAACGCAAGGAAAAAUUUUUGUUUUUCUUCAUUAUUUCACUUGGGGAAUCAGAUGUUCUAUAUUUAUUAAAGAUAAAUCUGGUGGCCUUAUGCUGAAUCAUUUCGAGCUGAUUAUUAUCUUUUAUCGUGUGUGGGUCCCAAAUUUGUGACGCGUAUUCUAAUUUUGACCGUACAUAUGUGUUUACAGCGAGCAAGCGUACAUGAGGAGGAGCAUUACAAAGCUUUCUGCGUAAGAAGCACAACUUCUUAAAUGCCUUCGAACUUGUCUCAGAUAUAUGCUUGACGAGGUUAAUUUAUUAGUAAAAGUAACUCCAAGAUACUUGUAACUGUCAACGGUUUGAACGGGAGUAUUGCUGGAGCAGUACUCAAAUAAGCUGGGGGUCUUUUUUCUAGUGACUCUUAGCAAAACUGUUUUCUCUACAUUUAACUGCAUAUCCCAAGAAUGACACCAAGAACUUAUAUUUUCAGUGGACUGUUGGAGCAAAUCGUGGUCAUUGGUAGAAGUUACUUGCUUAAAAAUAUACAGUCAUCUGCGAACAACCUUGCCGACACUGAUGAUGAAAUGUCCUCUGUUAAGUCAAUAAUAUAAAUUAAAAAUAGCAAAGGUCCCAAUACACUGCCUUGCGGCACACCAGAGUUAACAGGAAGCACUCGAGAAUGGCAACCCUUAAUAUCAAUAAAUUGUUCUCGGUUUUUAAGUAAGAUGCAAUCAAAUAAUAAGGUAAUCCGGAAGACAAAUUAGUUCAAGUUUGAGCAGAAGUUUGGAAUGUGACACUUUAUCAAAAGUGAAGAAAUAGCAUAUCAACCUGGCCACCUUUAUCAACAACCAUUGAAAUAUCGUGAACCAUUGUUACUAACUGCGUUAUUGUAGACAUACCUUCCCGGAACCCAUGCUGAUAAGGUGAAAAAAUGUUGUUCUCUGUAAGAUACGUUCUAAUUUCCCUUGCAACAAUAUGCUCCAACAAUUUACAACAUGAUGAAGUAAUGGACACAGGCCUGUAAUUUGAUACUAGUAGCUUAUCCCCUUUUUUGUGAAUUGGGACAACUCUCGCUUUCUUCCAGUCACUUGGUACUUCUCCAUAAUUUAAAGAAACUUUAAAUAAUUAAAUUUAAAGAAACUUUAAAUAAUAAAUUUUAAAAAAUAACGAAUGUUCAUUCGUCGCUUUGUUUUCUGGACAUCUGCGCGGCUGCCAUCUAGAAGCUGCUUUUUCCCUCUUGAUGAAGUGAAAUCAACGUCUUUCAGGUGCUUAAGCUGUAACUUUUCCACAUAUGUAGGCAGUCAUGCAUUAUCCUUUCUGGUGCAUGUUUUGUCAUUUCUCAUUCUUAUGCCUGUAUCCACAGUGAAGAGGCAGGUUCCAAUGUGAGAGCAUGCCUCACCUACCCUUGCCAUGCAGGUGCAGUGGGCGGUGAGCACACUACCAUCUGCCAUGCACAGGACCCACACCUUCAAGGGACCGUCUCCUAGUCUCUGAGAAUGGUUUACCUGGAAUUAUGUAAGGCAGAGUAUCAAACAGCUUUUCCACGCACGCACCAAAUGCAUUUCAUCCCAGAAAGUGAGCACACACAUUAUCUGGAACAAUGACCACGUUUACAAAAGCUGCUCCGUGGCGUCUGAGAUACAGUAGAGGAGAGCAAGCAAGUUAAUCUCUGAGGUGUACAGAAAGAGGUUGUAAAUGAUUUGUUGUCUUUUGCAUGACAUGUUAACGCAGCAGUAGUGUAAGAAGACAGAGCUUCAAGAAAGCCAUACAAGGUGUGUCAUGACUACAAAAACGAGCACAAGUAAUACCCACAUCCACGCUCGGGCACCGAAAACUGCCUUCGGUUUCAUUGAUUGAUUAGGUGGCUGAUUGGGUUUGGCAUCUCAAAGCAGCAUAAGGUGAUUAUGAGAGGCACUAACGCAGACGGGCAGGCCUCCAGAUUAAUUUCGGACACGUUGGUUUCUUUAACGCGGACGCAAAACUUGACAUUCUGUCAUUUUGCGUUUCCAUCCCCAUCUAAAUGCAGUCAUCGAAACCAGGCUCAUCAGAAUCCAUGUGCUUGCGGCAGCACUACAUUUCACAGCCAUCGAGAAACUGCGGCCAGCAACGCAACAUUGUGUAGCUUUGCAUUUUAGUAUGGUUACAGGUAAAUGUGGAUGUUGGGCUUUCCUCCCCAAGCAGGAGCACUUUUCCUUGCUGGAGCCAUGUUGUUGACAAGCUCUUGGCCCAGCCGCUUGUAAAAUAAUUGUGCGCCUCAAGGGAAUUGAACGCUUUCAUCUCCUGCAGAGUCACGAAGCUCGAGGAGUAGACGAGGUAGUUGAUGAUGUCCCCGUGUGUCACUUCAGGCAGGGCAUUGACAUCCGUCGUCGUGUCAGUGCCAGGUCGCAGCGUGUAUGGGUCAACACCAUCGCACAUUCGCACCUUUUCAUCGUAUCGAGCGCGCGCAGAUCCGAUUAACUGAGCAUAAUAUGCCGUGUGAAGUGGCUUUCCUGCGAGGAGCAGGUGGCAUUGCGCCUAGAAACUGCAAAAACACUUCAAGCCAACGAAUGCGUGAAUGGCACAGCACUAAACGAGGCAACAAAUCAUCUUCCAACAUGGGCGGCCGGCCGCCUGGUGGAGCGACGGCCAUGACGUCAUGUGCAAGCUAUCUAUAGACGAACAGGCAGACAUACUAGGGGAACAUUUCUCUAAGGUUUCGAGUUCCUCACACUAUGCAGACUCGUUCUUGAAGUACAAACAUACAGCAGCAACACUCCUGACGCCACCUUAGCCUCCGCAGACAAGCUUUGUCGAGUACCAUACUCCCUUCCUUGUCAUAUAUCCCAAGUGGAAAGCAUUUCCAGUCCCGGCCGCCGGAUUAUUAGACACGAAAUCAAUUCCAGCCGCAAAUGGAAGCCGUUCUGGCUGAAAAUGGGAACCGUUCCAGCAGGAAAUGGAAGCUGUUCCAGCUAGAAAUGGAAGCCGUUUUGGCUAUAAAUGGAAGCCAAUCCAGCCGGAAACGGAAGCCGUUUCGGCUGGGAAAUGGAAGUUGUUCUAGCUGGAAAUGGGAACCGUUCCAGCAGGAAAUGGAAGCCUUUCCGGCUGGAAAUGGAUGCCAAUCCAGCCAGAAAUGGAUGUCAAUCCGGCCAGAAAUGGAAGCUGUUCCAGUCAGAAAUAGAAGCCAUUCCGGCUAGAUGUAGGGAGCAUUUCAAACGACAAACAUGCUGUUCCCAGUCAUAAAAGCUGCAUUCACACCGGCCAAGCGGGAAAGCGGGCAGCGGCAGAAAGCAAGCGGAUUUUCAACGUGGCGUGGUGGCACGCGCACGGAGUUGUUAAGACUGCCCGCCCGGCCUAGCUGCCCACGUGCCCGCAACGCCGCCCGUGGAGCCUCCCACUUUCACGAACACGUCGAGAACUUGGAGCACAUUCGAUAAACCAGUCGUUCACUCGCUCUCGCUGCUCUCGCUUGCUAACCACUUGUGAAGAAGGAUCAGCUCUGACGAAGAAGACGAAAUAGUCAGCAUUCUAAUCACCGCUUCUGUAGCAGCUUUUCAAGAAGAGCAGCUGAAAAGCUCGAAGGAAGACAGCUCGCUAACGCUGCUGGUGGGUUCGCCCAGCCUUGCAAGAACGAGAGAGAAUGGGUCAUGCCAAUGUGUUGCUACCCCACCUACAUUCGCGCGAUGUGGAAUACUACAGACUAUUUUAGGAUGCCCCCGCGCUCCUUUGACACGUUAUUAGAACUCCUGAAGCCAAGGAUACGGAGAAGUGACACAAACUACCGAAAAGCGAUUCCUCCAGAGCACCGGCUAGUGCUAGCUGUCAGGUUCUUGGCUGCAGGGGAGAUGCUGCACUCAUCUUUCAAUUUUCUACCUGGCCGCUUCACGGCUUGCGUGAUUGUUGCCGAAGUAUGCCAGGCCAUUUGGGACGUCCUCGGGCCAAUUUACGUCACACGGCCGUCAACUCCAGGCGAAUGGAUAAAGGUUGCGAGAGAGUUUGAGGACAAGUGGGACAUGCCACAUUGCCUGGGUGCGAUAGAUGGAAAACACGUGAAUGUUGAGUGUCCGGCAAACUCUGGAAGCAGAGACCGAAACUACAAAAAUGCGUUCAGCAAGUCACUGCUCGCAUUGAGCGACGCCAACUACAGCUUCCUGUAUGUUGAAAUCGGCCACCAUGGAAGCGAAUCAGAUGGUGGAAUCUUCAGCAGGAGAAUCUACAAAUGAAAAUUCUUGACAGUACUCUUGGCCUUCCUGUGUGUGAAAAUCUUGGAAGGAUAGGCAACAUUCCUUAUUUUUUCGUAGACGAUGAAGCUUUCCCUUUGAAGACAUACAUGAUGAGGCCAUAUUAAAAAAAAAGUGAGUCGUUAUAUCGUCAACACAAUGCUUCCACAUUGUAUAGCCAUGACCCGCAUUAGUUUGGGUAACUGUAACGGUUUGCUGCCUUGAAAUAUUCAAAUUUACAGUGCAGAUCCUUAAAUGUUUUCUUUUAGACAUGUAGCUGACCCCCCCCCCCCCCCCCCCCCCCCCCCCGCCCUCAUGUACUUAUGUAGCUGAUAUACAGGGUGUCCCAGUUAUCACGCAGCACGAUUUAAAAAAAGAGGCACGGCGUUACGUGAAGCAAACCUAGUGCGUAUUGUUUCCAGUACAGUAGAGUAGCCGCCAGUAAUUUUUUCGUUACUGAGAUUUAAUUAAUUAAUUGUUAUUAAUUAUAUAGCUCGCGAAGUACUCUUAAUUAUCAAAGUGUCAAUGAGAAAGUUGUAGAGCAACAUGAAAAACUACUGAUACAGCUUUCUGGUGCUCAAUACGUGCUACAUAAGUGUUUUUCCGAGCGUGAAAGAAGCCCGCAAAUGCACGCAAAGUGCCUCGAGCGGCCAGUCGCCCGGUAAUUCUGCGUGUCUGUCAAGAUAUUUAAUCACAGAUGGCAGGGUGCCAUGGCAGGAGAGCCAUGUUAAAGACUGCAGAUGGUAACAACCGUGCAAGUAAGUUCAUGCUUUAUUCGAUGAACCACUAAUGUAACAUGAAAAUUAUUACAGCAUGAAAUAGAGAAAUGAAAACAAUGCAUGGAUAAACUACAUACUAAUGAGUUUCAUUUCUUUUUCCUCUUGAUUCUUUGAUUUUGGUGUGCACUGAUUCCUGCACAGCAUGCAUUGUGUCAAGUUGCUCGUCAAGUGAUAAAGUGCUAAUCAUGCCAACUAUAAUAAAUGCGAAAUGAUACAGCAUGUCUUUUUGCUGCUCUCUGUGUUCGCGUGAUGCUUUCAGAUGGCUGAGGCAUUCAAAUGCCAUGACCAUGCUGGCAGCACUGUCCUCAGAUGGCCUGAAAGUGGAUACAUGAUACAUAGUUGUUAAAUGCAAAGCAUUUCUUGGUGAACAUUUGUCACUUUGAGAGUAUCUAUCCAUUUAUCUAUCUAGCUGCCUACGUCUUUGUGCUCUAAUGGUCGUUUCGUUAACUUGGUAUGUUAAAAUUGGCAUAGUAUGAGAAGAGUGUAUGACGAACAUAAAUGAUAGGUCAUGACAUGCAUGUCAUGUAGGUCAUGAAACAACCGCCUAAAAUGACAAUGACCCAUUGAAAAAAGAUUAACGCUCAAAAACACUGAAAUGGGUUCGGACGUGGGUACUAAGUGAAGGAAACACUAAAUGAUUGUGGUAGUCUACGUCAGUCAUGACCAUAACUCAGCAAAAAUGAGAAUGACUUACCGAAAAAAGAUUAACACUCAAAAACCAAUGGAAUGGGUUCGGAUGUGGUACUAAGUGAAGGAAAAGGCUAAAGGUUGAUGGUUGAAGUCGUAGCAUGAGCAUGGCUAAGGCUUUGGCCUUUAGGUCUCUUAGACGUAGCUGAAGGGACUCCCGAGGACUCCUGACAUUAAUGUCAUAACAUGCGUGUCAUGAAGCUCAUGAAACAGACGCCUACGUCUUGAUGCUGUUAUGGUCGUUUGGUUAACUUGGCAGGCUACUCGCACACUGCUUCGCAUAACAUCGAUUCACACAGAGCGUGGGAUGUGGCGGCUUUCUUUCUUUAUUCGCCAUGACUUGCGUGGUCUUGGCACACAGCUGAAAUUGAAUGUUUGAAAGUGAUAUGCGUACUGUACCUCUCACUAUUUGCACACUGCAUAGGCAGCAACUUCCUUGCCUUGCAUUUUGCUCCUCCACAUUUCUACUUUGUACAUCUUCCUCUGCGGGCCUGUGUGAAUAAAUGUCAUAGUUCGUGCAUUAUGCAUCUAACAGACAUCUGUAAAUGUGAUUCUUUUUGUUUCAUUAUUGCAGGCUGAAGUAAGUUGUGAUAUCUCUCCGUUUCGAAGGUGUCACUUGCAGGCGGAUGAUCACUUUUCACAGGAUGGACACUUCUGUCGUUCGAGCCGCUGCCACCUUGUUCCAGACACUCUUGCCCGAGCGUUUCAUCGGAUAAGAGCUGAAGUUCUUCAUCUUGGCUAAUGUUGCCUCCGUCUGCUGGCACUUCCAUUCUACAUCAAGUGCAAACAAACCCAUUUUCCAUGCGUACGUUCAAUAAAUGUUCUAAAUUCUC